AAACGCUCGGAGGCACGAGAAGGUGUAAGGCACCCUAAAUCUUUGCCUGGCUCGAGUCCUGGCUCGAAGCCUGGCUCGAGUCCUAGCUCGAGACCCAGUUCAAGUCCCAGCUCAAGUCCCAGCUCGAGUCAAAGCUCAAGUCCCAGCUCGAGUCUCAGCUCGGGUGCCAGUUCGAAUCCCAGUUUGAGUCCUAGUUUGAGUCCCAGUUCAGGUCCCAGCCAUAGUCCCAGAUGUAGUGCAAGCUCUUGUCCUAGCUCGAGUCCCAGCUCAAAUCCCAGUUCGAGUCCCAGCUGGAGACCCAGCUCAAAUCCCAGCUCGAGACCCAGCUCUAGUCCCAGCCAUAGUCCCAGAUGUAGUGCAAGCUCUUGUCCCAGCUCGAGUCCCAACUCAAGUCCCAGUUCGAGUCCCAGCUCGAAACCCAACUCCAAUCUCAGCUCGAGACCCAGCUCUAGUCCCAGCUUUAGUCCCAGCUCGAGACCCAGUUCAAGUGCCAGCUCAAGUCCCAGGCCGAAUUCCAGCUCGGGUCCCAGUUCGAAUCCCACUUUUAGUCUAAGUUCAGGUCCUAGCCAUAGUCCCAGAUCCAGUGUAAUCUCUUGUCCCAGCUCGAGUACUAGCUCUAGUCCCAGUUCUAAUCCCAGUUCGAGUUCCAGUUUGAGUCCCAGUUCAGGUGCCAGCCAGAGUCCCAGAUCUAGUGCAAGCUCUUGUCCUAGCUCGAGUCGGGGUUCUGGUGCGAGCUCUAGUGCCAGCUCGAGACUCAGCUCUGGUCCCAGCUCAAAUCCCAGCUCGAGGUCCAGUUCGAAUCCAAGUUUCAGUCUCAGUUUGAGUUCCAGCUUAGGUCCCAGCUUAGGUCCCAGCUCUUGUUCCACGAUGAAUUCCCGGUUUAGUCCCAGUUGGAGUCCAAACUCAAGUCCCAGCUGUAGUCUCAGCUCGAGUCCCAGCUCUAGUCCCAGUUCGUGUCCCAGUUCGAAACCCAGCUCAAGUCCCAGUUCGAAACCUAGUCAAGUUUCAGCUCAAGACCCAAGUCGUGUCAGUUCGAGACCCAGUUCGAGACCCAGCUCGAGACCCAGUUCGAAACCCAGUUCAAGACCCAGCUCGAGACCCAGUUCGAGGCCCAGUUCGAGUGCCAGUUCGAGACCCAGUACGAGACCCAGUUCAAGACCCAGCUCGAGCCCUAGGUCGAGACCAAGCUCGAGACCCAGUUCGAGUCCCAGUUCAAAUUGCCACUCUAGUUCCAGUUCAUGUCCCAGCUCUGAUCCCAGUUCGAGUCCCAGCUUGAGUCCCAGCUUUGGUACCAGCUCUAGUCUCAGUUCGAGUUCCAGUUCUAGUCCCAGCUCAAGUCCCAGUUUGAGUCCCAGUCCAAGUCCCACCUCUGGUCCCAGCUCUAGUUCCUGUUUGAGUCCCAGCUCUAAUUCCAGUCUAAGUCUCAGCUCUAAUUCCAGUUCGAGUCCCAGCUGGAGUCCCAGUUGGAGUCCUAGCCCGAGACCCAGCUCUAGUAUAAGCUUCUGGUCCCACCCAAGUACAAAUCCCAGUUCGAGUCACAGUACAAGUCCCAGUACGAGUCCCAGUUCGAGUCCCAACUCGAGACCCAGCUCGAGUCCCAGUUUGAGUCCCAGUUCAAGUCCCAACUGUAGUUCCCUUUCGAGUGCUAGCUCGAGACCGAGGUCUAGUAUAAGCUCUGGUCCCAGUUUUUGUCCCAAUGCAAGUCCCAGCUCAAAUCCCAGCUUGAGUCCAAGUUGAAGUCCAGGUCGAAUCCCAGUUCGAAUCCCAGUCAUAGUCUCCGCUCUAGUCUCCCAGCUCGAGUUUCAGUUCGAGUCCCAGUUGGAAUUUCAGCUUGAGUCCCAGUUUGUCUCAGCUCUAGUCCCAGCUCAAUUCCCAGUUUGAGUCUCAGUCUGAGUCCCAGCUCGAGACCCAGGUUGAGACCCAGCUCGAG
Molecule: messenger RNA, 1930 nt
Organism: Orbicella faveolata
Lineage: Eukaryota; Metazoa; Cnidaria; Anthozoa; Scleractinia; Merulinidae
Product: mucin-5AC-like
Source: RefSeq, a predicted model, not a curated record